This is a messenger RNA of Ricinus communis (castor bean), 1167 nucleotides long. RefSeq names its product RING-H2 finger protein ATL1. The record is from RefSeq and is a predicted model, not a curated record. The transcript has a single exon. Bases 281 to 829 code for a protein of 182 amino acids. Gene Ontology annotation, biological process: protein ubiquitination. NCBI's taxonomy places the organism in Eukaryota, Viridiplantae, Streptophyta, Magnoliopsida, Malpighiales, Euphorbiaceae.
CUCUAUCAACGACAGUCACCAUGCAUUUAUCGUCGGCUAUUCAGUCAUUACACCUAUCUUUUUGUCUUUCUUUCUUUACCCUUUCUACUACAAAAUAAUACUCUGGUUUUUAUUUCUAUAAUAAUAAUAGUAAUUACUACAUAACAACCACGCCUUUCGGAUUAGCUACAAAAUACUAAAUUAAUACGGCAGAUUCCAAUCUUUUCUCCAUAGAGCAACCAAACAUGCCAUAAAUUCCAUAACCCAAUUCUCCAACCAGGAAGAGAGAAAGAUUAUCAGUAUGGGUGAUGUCUCGAGCCCAUACAUUCAGCCGCCCCCACUUCCUGCACAGAGAAACAAUAUGCCAAUGGUGUACUACGGUCUUGUAAUUAUAGGAACAGCUGCUAUAGUUCUAGCCAUAUACAACCUUAUCAUCAUCAGGUGGUGCACACAUCAACAUCGUCAGGACCACUCAUCAGGCCAGGGACCAAACCGAUUUGUGGAGGUAACAACAGCUAGUCAAAGUUCUAGCAAUUUAUUGACAAGCUUCAAGUACAAGAAAGAUAAUUUGAUUGCAAAAGAUCAUGGCAGUAGUCACUACGAAUGUGCAGUUUGCUUAUCUGUGUUUGAAGAUGGGGAAGAGGUAAAGAAAUUGCCAGGAUGCAAUCACUCUUUUCAUGCUUCUUGUAUAGAUAUGUGGUUAUAUUCCCACUAUGAUUGCCCUCUUUGCCGUGCUCGAGUCGACCCUCUUCCUCCUUCCUUCUACCGUCGACAUUCAGUUCCUACUGCCUCAGACAAUUCUCAAGAAAAUUUGUUGGGUGGGAACAAUCAUUUCUUGCCUCUUUCUUAGUCAUUAAUUUAAGCUGCAAAUCUGCUCGCUAUCAGGUCACAAGCAGUUCCUGAUUUUUUAUUUUUAUUUUUUUCCAUUUUUCUUUUCUUUUUCUUCUUCGGAGGGUCUGUUUUUCUUGUUCUGUUGUAUUUCUGGAUUAGGAAGGUAAAUCUGGACGGCUUUUGUUGAUGAUUACUAUGAUUGCUUUGGUAAGCAAUAUCUUUUAAUUUUCUUUUAUUUUUUUCCCAAUAGAUAAGAAGUUUCCAUAGAUGGUUGGGGAUGUACAUGUGGUGUGAGUUGGUAUUGACAGAAGAAUAUUAUUAGUCCACUUUGUCUAUACAAUAUUCCUUUUCUGUGGA